AUGGAGCUCUCCAAGGUGCUUCCGCCCACUGGCCAGCGGGGCAGGUCCGCCGCCCCACUGACCUGGGAGCCACCCGCCUGCCCUGCGCCCUCCUCAAAAGGCAGCCCCGCCGCACGGCCCCGGGCUGAUUCCCGGGGCAGGAAACGGGGCCAGGCAGCGCGCGCUCCUGAGCGGGGUCCGUCGGCAGCCGACCCGUCGGGACCCAGGCGCACCUGUCCUCGCCGCCGCCGCGCGCGCUGCGCUGCGCACCUGGCCGAGGGGGCCCCGCUCGCCUUCCAGGGCCACGUGGGCAGGAGCGAGGCCGGGGCCGGCGCGCGCCUGGCCCGAUUAAUCGCCCGCAGCUGGGCGGCCGCCUUGAAAGGGCCGCGCCCCGCCCGCGCUCCCGCGGCGCCCCGUCCCGUCCCGCCGCGCCUCCUGCCCUCGCCGCUCCUCGCCCGCGCCCUGCUGCCCCGACGCUCAGGGGCCGUCGAAAGCGCCCGGGCCCGGCCCCCGCGGAGGAAAGGCUGGAAGAAAUACUUCGGCCAGAAGUCCCUCAGCGAGGUGACCAUGGACGAGUACCUGGGCAGCCUGGGGCUCUACCGCAAACUCACGGCCAAAGACGCCACUUGCCUCUUUCGGGCCAUUUCCGAGCAGCCUCCGGACAAUCCAAAGAUGCCCUUUCCUUAUAAAGUAUUGAAAGCGUUGGAUCCUGAGAUCUAUCGGAACAUAGAGUUUGAUGUUUGGCUGGACAGCAGAAAAGAAUUUCAAAAAACGGAUUACUUGGUCUUUGCUGGAAGGCAGUACUAUUUAGGAGACAAAUGCCAGGUACGCCUAGAAACUGGGGGCAAAUACUACAAUGCUCACAUUCAAGAUGUUGGACAGGAUAAUAUGGUAACUGUCUUCAUUGAAGAGCUGGCAGAAAAGCAUGUCGUUCCGCUGGUGAAUUUGAAGCCUGUGACGCAAGUGACGCCAGUUCCCGCAUGGAAUGUGAUCCCUAGUCGGAAAGGAGGAAACUAUCAGAAAAUAUCAGGUGGGUACCAAAAUGAUAGUGAUAGGGAUAUAAAAUCACGGAAGAAACUGUUCAAGAAAGUACGUGGAAAGGAAGUUUACAUGACUGUGGCGUAUCGCAGUCCUUACAAACAUUAUCAUCCCCAGAAUCCUCCGUGUCCUGGCAAGGGAUAUGGGAUGUCCAGGGGAUCUGCCCGGUUUAUAAACCGAAACAGCAUGGUUGGCCCUGAAAUAGCAUUCUGUCCUACUGCGGGAAAGAGAUGUUAUCAGAGCUACGAUAACUUCUCGUAUAGAUCACGUUCAUACAGCCAUAGUCGCAGGCAGAUGCAGUGUGUAAAUAAAGAGUGCCAGUAUGGAUUUUCCCCUGAGAAUGGCGAAGAGCCUCAAGGUUUGGAGGAAACUAUCACUUUCUAUGAAGUUGAAGAAGGGGAUGAUGCAACCUUUCCUGCUUUACCCAAUCAGGGCAAUCCGACUCCAAUGGUCCCAGCUGCUGCAGGAUUCUGGGUAGCAAGGAGAGGUCCAAGUCCAAUCCCCCCUAACAAGCAAGGUCUCAAUUCCUCGGAGGAAGAAGCAGAUGAGCCCAGCGAUAAUGGAGAAUACCAUGAGGAUUAUCUGUACACCCCUUCAGUUGUGAUUCCUUCAGUGCCAUACCCAUACCAAUCACCUCCCCUUCCUCCGAUCAAUGAUGCGGGGGACAAUGGAACUGUUAUUCCUCCUUACUCCUGUGAUCCUAGCGGUAGCGACCUGCCACGAGACCCAAAGAUCUUGCAGUAUUACUUUAAUUUGGGUUUGCAGUAUUACCACCAGAGCUGCUGGAACCCCAUGAUGUAUGUGCAGCAAGUGCCACCGUCACCUCCCACGGAGACCUACCAGGCAUAUCCGGAGCCUGUCCCUGUAGCCGAUCCAUCGAUGCCUCCAGCGUAUGCUGAAGUAGGGAGGAAUGACAUGCGACAAAUCCCCAUGGACACCUCAGGAAAUGGUGCUUUAUCCAUGGCAGAGCCGUCAUCAUCUUCCCGUGGAACCAUUUAUUACCCAGUAGUAACAGAGCCCUACAAUCAGCCUCCUGUACCUGGGUAUGAUUCUUGUGUUCCAUUCGUCCCUGGCUACCAUUAUGUCAGCCCUUGGUAUCCAGUAAACCCAUCCUAUGGGAAUUCUCCACGAAUCUACAAUGCUGUGAACCCUGGUCACUUCCAUCAGGUCGGCUAUGUUGCCUCAUCAAACCCCACACCACACUUUGCAGCUCAAAGUAUGUAG
Elgaria multicarinata webbii is the source of this 2241-nucleotide messenger RNA. Its product is annotated as putative bifunctional UDP-N-acetylglucosamine transferase and deubiquitinase ALG13. The coding region runs from base 1 to 2241 and encodes 746 amino acids. The record is from RefSeq and is a predicted model, not a curated record. Lineage: Eukaryota; Metazoa; Chordata; Lepidosauria; Squamata; Anguidae. The transcript has 16 exons.